Molecule: messenger RNA, 8508 nt
Organism: Naegleria fowleri
Lineage: Eukaryota; Heterolobosea; Eutetramitea; Acrasida; Naegleriidae
Exons: 6
Coding region: 1-8508 (2835 amino acids)
Biological process (GO): DNA repair
Molecular function (GO): protein serine/threonine kinase activity; protein binding
Source: RefSeq, a predicted model, not a curated record
AUGUCUUCAUCGGUCAUUAAAACCAUCGUGGACAAUUUGGGAUCAUCAAAGAUCACUGAAAGAAAGAGAGGUAUUACGGAAUUAAGAGAUUUCGUCUCAAGCAAUCGGAAUAAUUUAACGAUUUUAGAUGAUAAACAAUGGAGCGCCAUCAUUAAACAACAUCUUCUUCCCUGCAUAGAGACAGAAAUUAAAGCAAAAUCGAACAAAAAAACUAAUACUCUGAAAAACGAUGUGGCUCUUCCCACAAAGCAAAUCUUAUUGACUCUCAUUGAAUUUAGCUUGAGUGAUGACCCAGAAGUUGACAAUGCUGAUAAUGCAAGACCAUAUCUCAUUCAAGCAAAGACGAUCAAAGAAAUUGUACAAUUUAUUCUUUCAAAUUUAAAUUAUGACGGAGAAAGCACCAACGAUGACUCCGACAGAAGAUAUACUUUUGGUUCAGCUAGCUGUGACAUACUGAAAGGAAUGCUUCGAAUUCGAAAAUAUUCUUCCAAGAUUACAAGUGAUCUAUUUGAUGAGCUUUUACAAACUUUUGGGGAUUUAUUGAUUGCAUGCUCUUCAAGUCAAACAGAUGCUGCCCAUUAUGCAUCUUGUUUGCCACUUCUAGUCCAAGAAUAUUCACGAGAAUUUAGCAAAGAUCAAAUUGAAAAGAUCUUGGCACUUUUUGAAGCUUAUUUCAAAAGCAAAAACAACAACUAUGAAAAAGUGCAACUUCACAUCAUAGAAACUUUGAACACUUUUUGUGAAAAGCAAGCGCUCAAUAAGAGUGUUGUGUUACGAAAACUUGCAAAUAUCAUCUGCUCAUCUUUAUUGGAUAUUUAUUUGCAAACCAAUAGCGAACACUUGAAGAUUGAGAUUUUUAAAUUUUUACACACUAUUUUAAAUCUCAGAUAUCACGACGAAGAUGUUGUUUUUGAAAAAGACAAUUUAAUGAAAAUAUAUUCAGUCCUCAAAGAUAGUCUUAAUCAAACCAGAUUCUUUUCAUUCAAUAUCAAGAAUUUAAGUACAUUAGAAGUUGAUAUCAAAAGAAAGAACAGAGAUAUUUAUUUUGAAUUUUGUACCGAUUGCUUCUACCAAGUAAUGCUCUUACAGGACACCAAAGAGGAUUCAGACUCGCCUCCACAGAAUCCACGAGAAGUUGAGGAAUCUCCAGGAUCUAGAAAGAAGAGAAAAAUGUUUUCUGUAAAGGAAGAAAUUGUUUCUGUUGUCAGUAACGAUCUACUUUUAGAUAAGGAAGAAUUAUCAAAUUGGAUAAGGUUACUAUACACCUCAAUUAACAGAUAUUUUGCUCAUUUUUGUGGAAUCUUUGAAUCAUUAACCAGCAGGCUAUUUUAUAUCAUGAGAGAAAGAAAAGUUGUAGAUGAUGUACAUACUCAUAUCCUGAAGAUUUUUAGAUACUUUAUUCUGAAAAAUGAUAACAUUUCGAACUCCUCUUGGAACGGCGAGCUGUUAUCUCUACUUAUUCAACUUGUAAAGACAGAGUGCAGCUAUCUUUUGAGGGAAGUAUUUUCCCUACUUGCCAUCAUAUUAGAAAAGGUUGACAACAAGAUAGCUUAUGAAACAGACUUUAAUUUACAAGUGCUAAGCUCAAAAUAUUUCAAAACGAGUGAGUUUGUUUGCGCCGAGUCCUUGCAUUUACUUUUAUGCCUCUAUCAUUUGCAUCAAACAAAGAAAAAACUCCUUUUAUUCAACGAUAAACCAUCAAUAUUCAAGUGGAUUGGAAAAGCGUUCACUCUCACAGAUGCUGUGGAAAAAGACUGCAAAUGCAUUUCCUUUGUUCUCUCGAAUCUCAUUAUAACUGGAAAUAGUGACCGUUAUGAUCACUUCAAGAAAUAUAUGUAUGAUAUUUAUCUCAACGACUACAAAUCACCGCGUGCGUUGUAUUGCUUGCGAGAGAUGCAAAAAGAACUCUAUUCCUCUGCCACCGAUAGUGUCACACUAUUUACGAAGAAUGAUAUGACAAGCUUGUUUGUUGAGAGUGAGAGUAUGGAGCGACUUCUUGAAGUAUUCAACUUAAUUCUAAAGGAAGAUCUGAAAAUUGUUUCUCAGGAAUCAAAGGAGAGCAUUUGUUGCAAACUUUGCAAGCUGAUAGACAUUGUGAACACUUUCUUGAGUAUGAUUUUAGAGAAUCGAUUUUUCACUGAAAAUCGAGUGUUUUAUAAGUAUUAUCUAGACAUUCAGUUAACAUUGAUAGUGAAUUUAAAGGAGGCAUUCAAGUUUGGUAUGGGAGCUCCAUUGUGGGCUUCUCUUACCGAAAAGCUGUCACAACUUCCUAUUAAGGAUGUUUUGUUACUAAUCAAAGAACAAGAUCAGAUUGUUUACGAAUGGUCAAAACUUUCCUCUGACGUACUUCUUACUCUGGUGUCCGAAGCGAUUGAGAGGUUGAACCAACAUUCUGUUUCUAUUCUCAAACACAGCUCUCAGCAUGAUGACAUUGUCAUGUUGGACGACGAUGACGAGGAGAAUGGCUCUACCUCUCUUAAAAAACCAGAAGACAAAAAAUUUAGCAGAAAGCUCGUUUCUUCUAUAAUCAAAAUUUUGCAGUAUUCUAUCAGAGAUGUCACAUCUUCUCUUAAGGAAACCAUAACCAAGACAUUAUUGGAGUUAUUUGACAAGUCAAGUGAAGUAUUUCCAAAGUUUGAAAUUUGUGACCUACUGUUUCAUGCUGGUGAUGAACAACUUGCCAGAAUUGCAUUAGAGAAGAUACCAAGAGAGAUUGGCGAUAACAAAAGUUGGACUGCUGUACUUAGACUGCUACAAUCUCUUGAUCAGCAUUUGUAUUUGCACAGUGAUAUCGUUUCAGAAUGGGAUGACUUAUUGAUAUCAUUAACCAGCAUCUAUGAAAAAGGGUUUUUCAGCACUUCUUCCAGUAUUGAGCUUUCCAAGUGUAUUGUUCGAGCUGCGAUUUCUGGAAAAUUACCAAACAUGACAAGUAUCGCAGAACUGGCUCUCAAAUUUUUGGAAGAAAACAACUUUAUGGCAAGAUUGGAAAUUUCUAAAAAUUGUGCGGUCUUUCAGAAGUAUCUAGAAAAAGAAACCAUUGAAAAGUUAUUGUACAGAUUAAUUGAAAAUUCAAGCGAAGUUGGGAUGGUUAGGAGCGCUUUAUUGACUUUAACCUGUCUGGCAUCCAAUACCGAUUACCCUCUAAACACUAUUUUCAAAAUUAUGAAUUAUUAUUCCAAUGAUUCCUUUGUUGACAGAUAUUUUGCAAAGCAAUCAUUAACAUACCUCUCCAAUAACCUCCAAUUUUCUGACAUUAAUCAAUUAUUUAUGAAUAAUUGCAGAUAUUUCAUUUUAGAGUGGAUGAAAUCAAACAAGAACAUUGAUAACAUGCCUUUAGAUUUGCUUGGCUAUUCAUCACUGUCUGACCUUGUUCAGACCAAUGCCCAAGAUAUAUUCCCUAUUGUAUUUGUUCAUUCUGAGGAUAAAGGACUUUUAGAAACGCUUUGCUCGAGCAUGAACAUGAAUUUAAAAGAUGGCAUUUCUAAAUAUUUCUGCUACAUUUUCUCCUAUUGUUAUGCCAUUUACACUAUGGACUCGAACAGGGGUAAAGUGUUAAUAGAAACGAAGUUAAGAGGAAUUCUUGGCGCAUCAAUGGAUGCCAUUCUUCGAUCUUCCAAUUCAAUUACUGAUAUAGUAAUAGAGCUUUUAUUGUUGAUGUCAGACAAUGCCGAUAACACAUUGUGCUUUUCCAGUUCAAUCAUUAAGAAAGGUGUUGAGAGUUUAGCUAAACUUUUAUCACCAAAAGAAAAUUUGAAUCUUGAAAAGUUUUUGAAAGCCUCAAAACCCAGAAUUCACAUAAUUUUACUGAACUUGUAUGAACUAAUCACAUCCAAAGCUUAUCCUAUCGAUCGAAGAUUUUUCAUAUUGAAGACGUUUAUAGACGAAUUUUUAGGAGCAAACAUUUAUAGCCCUUUCGUUUUUCGAACAUUAAUUAAUAUGCUACUCAGCAGCACUGAAAUUGAGUUUCCAAAAGCGGUAGAAAAAACUUGCUCAUUGCUUCAGGUCAUACUAGUACACCAUUUGAACACGACCAACAAUGAGGCCAAGAUGGAACUCUAUAAAUCCAUUCCAAAGAUACGGAACAAAAUGGUAGAUCUAAUCACAAGUGGGUGUCCAACAAGUUUGCCCAAUAUAAUCUUGGAAUUAUUGUUUCGCUCUCAAAACCUUGCGGAUAUCCUCAAAAACUUGGAACCUUUUCCUAAUUUGCCUAUUUUCAAUCAGCUCAAUGAAAUGCAUGUCAAGAUUCAAGGUCAAACAUUACAAGUAUCAGUACAAAUGGAUAAUUUCAUUAGAAGUGAAAACAUUUCCGUAUUCUCAAUUAGGCAUAUUUCAAAGGCUCUGAGAGAAAACAGAAAAUACAUUUUAGACGUAUUGAAUCAAAACAAUCAAAUUUCACAACAAGGGGACUGGCUUGUAACAAAAUUAAUUUCAAAAUUGUAUAACAUAUGCUCAGGGGAUUAUCCCGUAGAAUGGAAAGAGGAAGCUGUAAUUGCUCUGGGAGAAGUUGGACUUAUUCAAAAUAUUGACAGACUGAAAAUGCAUGACAAGAGUCUUGUAGAUGAAAUAGAUAUCAAUAAGAAUUCACCUCAGCGUCAAACAGAAAUAAUUAUCAAUUCUAAAAUGAAAAUAUUUUCAUUCAUCUGCUCCUAUUUGACAGACCCAGACAUUAAUAUUAUCAAAGUGGCGUCCAAUACCAUUAACAAUAUUUUGCAAACAAAAGAAGGAAAAGAGAUUUGCUCGCGGUUUAUUGAUGCUGCUACUCAGUCUUGCUUAGAGCCAUUUAUCAACAACACAGAUCCUUUUGUGCUUUUGCCACAUGUGCUCGCCCAAAAAGCUUCAACAUCAUCCAGUACACAAUACGAGCCAAUGAGCGAUAAUCUGUAUGAUACUAGUAACAAGACUCAUGAUGAAUGGGUUAGGGCUGUGACAAAGUCCUUACUGAGCAAUGGAGUCACAGAUCCAAUUCUGGUGCGUUGUAGUGAGUUGUGUGGAGAAAAGACAGCUUUUGCAGAAUUUUUAUUUAUGCUUGCCGUGUUUGACAUUUCUUUGGGUGAAAGAGGAAAAGAGUUUUCAAAAGCACUUUCUCUUCUUUUGAAGAAGCAUGUGUUUGAGAGUGCAUAUUCAAAGAAGGAAACCAUUGUUUUACUGAUGAAUACUCUCGAUCUAUUACAUAGAAAUUACAGAUUUGUUUCAAUGAACUCUAAAAAGAAGCUCAAACCAAACACUUCGAAGUGCUUCUUGUGCAUGGAUUACUUGACCAUUGCAAAAGCUGCCUCUAGGGCUGGCAUGCAUUUUUCAGCGCUCAUGUUUUCUGAAUUCUUCUAUGAAAAGGACAAUGUGUUGACACUCAUUGACAAAAAGCCAAUGGAAUUUGAAGAACAAGCAGAGGAGUCCCAGAAGUUGCUUUUGUCAUUAUACAAUGCGAUUGAUGACCCUGAUGGUAUUUAUGGCGUCACUAAAAGUUAUGGUAUAGAAUCAAAAACUCUUCUUUGCAGUAAGGAAGGAGAAUGGUCCAAUGCCCUUGGACUCUAUGAUUCCACUGUAUUGGAAGGACGUCCACAAAGUCUCAUUGGAGUGUUUGAUUCCAUGAAAAAUCUUGGCCUCGAUAGAAUUUCCUCCAUAAUCAUGAAAGGCUCUUCUCAUGAUGAAAUGAUGCAAAAUCUUGAACUUAGAGAGCAAUACUUUGAAAAUCUGUGGAAAACUAUUUCAUUAGAUAAUUUAGAAAAGCAUCCACCUUCCAUACAUUUAGGUUUCAAUGAAACCAUUUACAAUUUGUUAUACUCAAUUGCAAAAGGAGACUCUUCUCACUUUGAUUUAACAUUACAAACUUAUAGAAAACAUUUAUCACAAUCUAUCAACUCAACAUCCAACAUGCAAUCAACUCUUGCAAAAUUACAAAGUUUAUCAGAACUUGAAAAAGCAUGGAACAUUAAAUGGACAGACAGAAAACAAAUUGUAGAAAGAAUUCCAAAAGACGAAGAUUUGGCACUUUUCAAGGGUUCUAUUGGAAUAAGAAAUGAUUCAUUCUUCAAUGUUGAAACAGUACUCAAUGUAAGAACCUCUAUUUUCAAAAUACUUAAUCUUGGGCAAGGUUUAAUGGAACAUCAAUGUGCUAUCGUCUCUCUUGCAAGAAAAGAAGGCCAAGAUCAGCUGGCUACAAAUUUAGUGAGUCAACUUACAACAACUACAAACAAAGAUCUUCCAUUGUUUAUCAUUCAAGAAGCAAAGAAUCUCUACAAGAAAGGUGACAAGACUGAGGCCAUAUCAAUUCUCAAGUUUCUUGUCCAAAGAGCCGCUAAAGUUGAAGAGUUGGAGAAACAACGACAACCAGUGGCAGAUAAAGAGUUGGUGGUCAAGUUAAAGGCACUAUACACCAAAGCCAUUUAUUUAUUAGGUCGAUGGUCUGGAGAAACGAGUACAGAAACCUAUGACACCAUUGUACAAUUUCUUACAACAGCUAUUCAUCGUCAUGACAACAAAGCAAAAGCUUACUAUCAACUUGGAAAAUACUACGAUUCAGCUUAUCAAAAUAUUGAGAGAAAAGAAAAUAGUGAAGAGAGCAAGAGUUACAGAGAAUUGUUUGAAGAGAAUAAGGUUCUUCUUGCACAAUAUAUGAAAAAGAGACAAGAGUUUAGAAAUGAUAAGGAAAUUCCACAAGAUUUUAAAUCCAAAUUAAGUUACUUGCAGAAAAUUAUUGAACUCGAUCAAAAGGACCAAGAGAAUAUUACUAUUCGCAAACAAACAUAUCGACAAGGUGUUCUCACCAAUUUUAUCAGUGCCACCAUUCUUAGCAAUAAUUAUGAUCUUGUCAUUAUUCCUCGAAUUUUGAACAUUUGGUACUCGAAUUCCAAUGACCCUUCCGUGAACCAUUAUAUUUACCAGACCACCGUGGGUGCACAGAAAAACGCUGCUAUUGUUCCACCCUACAAGUUUGUUCCUCUGUUUUAUCAAAUUGCUUCUCGAUUAGCUUAUUACGAGGAUCCUAUUCAUAGUUUCAAUAGUGCAGUUCAACACUUGUUGUACAAAAUUGCCCUUUCACAUCCUUAUCAUACCUUGCCUCUUCUGAUUCAAAUUAAGAAUGGAGAUCAGAAAAAUCAAAUCAUUACAAAAGCAGCGCCAAUCAAACCAGAUCCACUUAAAAUCAAGUCAGCAUGUGAAAUCAUUUCAAGGCUUGCCAAAGAUAUUCAUCCUAUUGUGCAAUCCUAUACUACUCUAAUGGAUGCAAUUAUUCAAUUAGCAUUUCUUGAAUUAAGCCCAGAACAAAAAAGAAAUCAAUCCUCAUCCCACAAACUAAGCACUCAAUUAUUAAUUUCAAAAAUCACAUCAUUAAGCAUUCCAGUUUUGACAGCUGACAUUCCCAUCAUUUCUUCUGGGGACUACAAUAUGCCAACUUUACCAUGCAUUCAGGGAUUUGCUAAUACCUUCUCAUUGGCAGGUGGAUUAAACUUGCCAAAAAUUAUUACUUGCAUUGCUUCCAAUGGAUCUAAAUACAGACAGCUUGUGAAAGGCAAUGAUGAUAUGAGACAAGAUCACGUGAUUGAACAGCUCUUUGGAGUUGUAAAUCAAUUACUUGCUAAAGAAAAAGAUACAAGAAAGAGAAAACUACUCGUACGAACCUAUAAGGUUAUUCCUACUUCACCCACGAGCGGUAUUUUAGGAUUUGUUGAAAAUACUCAACCAUUGGCCACCAUUCUCGUGGGAACAAAUGAAGAUCCAAAUAAUUGUCUUCAUGCCAAGUAUAGACCUAAUGAUAUUUCGAAUAAUGAAUGCAGAUCUAGAAUGGGAGCUCUAGAAAAGCAACGAGCCAAAACAGACAUUCGAAUUCAAGAAUUUAAGAAGAUUUGUGAACAAUUUAAGCCCGUUUUCCAUCAUUUCUUCUUGUCUCAGUUUCCAAAUCCAAGUGACUGGUUUGAGAAACGACAGGCCUAUACAAAAUCUGUCGCAACCAUUAGUAUGGUUGGUUAUGUAAUUGGUUUGGGUGAUCGUCAUGCAAGUAAUAUUUUAAUUGACCAACAAUCUGGAGAAGCUGUUCAUAUUGAUCUUGGAAUUUGUUUUGAACAAGGAAAAUAUUUACCAAUUCCUGAGAUUGUUCCAUUCCGAUUAACACGAGAUAUUAUUGAUGGAUUUGGAGUGUGUGGAGUAGAAGGCACUUUUAAAAAUAGUUGCUAUGCCACCAUGAAUGUCUUACGAAAUAAUAUGGAAGCGCUGUCACUGGUGGUUGAGGUGUUCUUACGUGACCCUUUGUAUAAAUGGGCAUUGUCUCCUCUCGAAGCAAUGAAUUAUCAAACAAGUAAGGAUAAGAGAAUUAUGCCAACACAAAAUACUGGGGAAGGUAAUAAGAAUAACAGAGAUGCUGAGAGAGCCUUGUUGAGAUUGAGAGAAAAAUUGUUGGGUCAGGAAGAAGGCUACAUGUUUGGUGUCAAAGGACAGGUCAAUAAGCUCAUUGCAGACGCCUCAUCAUUGGAGAACUUGGCACUCAUGUUUCAUGGAUGGGCUCCAUUCCUUUAG